This is a messenger RNA of Lingula anatina, 628 nucleotides long. RefSeq names its product sodium- and chloride-dependent neutral and basic amino acid transporter B(0+)-like. Gene Ontology annotation, biological process: amino acid transport; nitrogen compound transport; sodium ion transmembrane transport. NCBI's taxonomy places the organism in Eukaryota, Metazoa, Brachiopoda, Lingulata, Lingulida, Lingulidae. The record is from RefSeq and is a predicted model, not a curated record. Gene Ontology annotation, cellular component: plasma membrane. Gene Ontology annotation, molecular function: glycine:sodium symporter activity.
UUGCGUGCCAUCCAGGACAUGAAAGUUAUGCUGGUAGACAGUCUUCUCUUGAAAAUAACUGCCCCCUGGUGGACACUCUGCUGGAUGAUCAUAUCACCUGGACUGCUUGGAGUGGUGACCGUGGUUUCGUGGAUUUUGUACAAACCAAACCCUAGUUACUUCGGUGAAGUUUUACAAUGGCUGGUCCGGUUUGCAAUUGUCGGACCAAUCAUCAUAUAUCCGGUUCUAUACGGAAUCUACUGCCUUAUUGUGAGACCACAGGACAAGACUUUCAUUCGUCCUCAGCGGGAUUGGGGUCCUUCUCUCGUGAAGCAUCGUCGGCUAGUGACGUACGAUCCGGCCUUCGUGGUGGAUCCUUACCACGAGGAGAUGUACUUGACAACGCGCAACGGAAAAGAAACAUUUGGCGGGAAUGUCAAUGUGGCAUACGAGAACGUUAAUUGAUGAUGUCGGCUAGAAGUUGUUUAUGCUUUAUCAGAUACCAACCCACGCAUGCAGUAUCAUGUGAGAAAAUAUCCUGAAGCAGUAACUGAACAUACAUUCCGAGUGUCAACAUUUUGGAGAUAACAGAACAUGCUUGCUUUCAUGACGUCAUAAAUAGAUGGUUACUCAACACUGUUCCUGGUUU